Lachancea mirantina is the source of this 1284-nucleotide messenger RNA. NCBI's taxonomy places the organism in Eukaryota, Fungi, Ascomycota, Saccharomycetes, Saccharomycetales, Saccharomycetaceae. The record is from the annotation of a GenBank genome assembly.
AUGGGAUUUAUUUCGUCGUUGCUGUGUUGCUCUUCUUCUCAAGCCGGCAACCAGAGGCAGAACGAAAAGCCGAAAGACGCUUUAACAGCGCAACAAUCGAGAAUCCACGCAACAUUAUCGAGUUCUACGCGCAAAAUGGGGCCAUCUGGAACGACGCGUUCAACGAAUGCGGGCACCAGAAAGAGCCAUGGUCAUAGAGGUGCAGGUCCGAAAAGUGGGGGUGUUAAAACUGCUGAAGUCGCGCCGGUAGCAGGGGCGCGGGAAGCUCGGAAACCUGAGAAGGACCAGAAACCGUCUGGGCGUAGAAAUCAUUUGGAUGAGGAAUCUGAAGAUGCAAUGGAUGUCGACGAGGACGAAAUUUCGCAGAAAGAGGACAAAUUGGUGACCGUUUACAACGGAGAAACCGAGUCGAGCACUGGGACUGCAGAUGAGCACGCGGUAGCGGGGAAUCAUGCUGCGGUAAGCGGCCCAGCAAGUGGUGUAAGCAGCCAAUCGCAUAUGCAUCAGUCCGAUAUACCUCACAAGCCCAACCACGAAGAAGAAACCAACGAAGUGACCACCGUUGUACAUGAGGCAGACCAUUCAAGCAGUGCAGAGGAAUCAGAAGACAGUGAUCAGGAAAAUAGUGACGUCGACGUUUCUCCGUCGUAUGAGUACGAGGACAACAACGAAGGUGCUGUGAUAAACCUGUCAUUGUUGCAACCGGAUCAAGCACGCGCUCCUGGGUUCAAUACGUUACUGGCACCCACCAAUCCAAAAUUUAGUGGCAAAAAGUGUCUCAUUUUGGAUUUGGACGAAACUUUGGUGCAUUCGUCUUUCAAAUACCUGCGAUCUGCAGAUUUUGUCAUCCCCGUUGAAAUAGACGAUCAAGUUCACAACGUUUACGUUAUCAAAAGACCGGGCGUGGACGAAUUCUUGAAAAUGGUGGGGCAAAUUUACGAAGUUGUGGUAUUUACCGCUAGUGUUUCUCGCUAUGGCGAUCCUUUGCUUGACGUACUUGACCGUCAUCAUUCGAUACAUCAUCGACUUUUCAGAGACUCGUGCUAUAACUACGAAGGAAACUACAUCAAGAAUCUAUCACAGAUAGGCAGGCCCUUAGCCGAGAUCAUUAUCCUGGACAACUCUCCAGCGUCAUACAUUUUCCAUCCACAGCAUGCUAUACCAAUAUCGUCUUGGUUCUCAGACGUACAUGACAAUGAACUUAUGGACAUCAUGCCCUUGUUGGAAGAUCUAGCCCAAGAAAAAGUACCAGAUGUUGGGCAGAUUUUGGAUGUGACCAUAUAA